AUGUUAAAAUAUUUUAUCUUCUCAACCUUUUCCUCUCUCUCUCUCUCCCUCCCUCUCUGUUUUUUCUUUCAACUUUCAAGUGAUACGGACCUAGCUAGAGUGUUUACUGUUCUCACCUUCUAUAUCUUUUUCUCUUUGAUUCUCUCUCUCUCUCUCUCUCUCUCUCUCUCUCUCUCUCUCUCUAAUAUCUACAUUCUUUUUUUUCUUCCAUUUUCCAUAUUUUGUUUCUUUCUUUAUUUAUUUUUCAAGAUUUUCUUUUUUUCAAGAUUUUUUUUUUGUCAAUAUUUUCCUUUUUAUUUUUUACUUAUUUGUCUUUGCUUUUCUUUCUUUUGCAUUCGUUUGUUUUCUUUUAUUUCUUACCUACUCGACAUUAUAUUGUUUACUUACAAAAUUUAUUUUCUUUAUUACUUUUUUAUUUCUUUUUCUAUCUUGUUUCAUCUUACCAUUGUUCUUUCGUGUCGUCUCUUUUUCUUAAUAGUCUUCUUUGUUUUCUUUCUUUUUCCUUUUUUCUUGGAUCAUUUAAUUUUUUAUGUUCAUCUCGAACCAUCAUCCCUUCCUUCUUAUUUUGUUUUUCCUUCUUUUUUCAUCUUCUCUCUCUAUCCCUUUCUUCAAAUCUCGUUUUUCUACCUCUUUAUUCUUUCGCAUUUUCCUUCCGUUAAAUAUAUUUAUCUUUUUCUUUACUCCAUUUCUUCGUCUAUAUUUAUUUUUCCACCCAUUUUCCCUCCUUUGUCCUUCCGUUUUUUUUCUUUGACGCUGUUUAGAUUUUCUUUUUUCCCUUCUUCCACUUUCUCCAUUUUUAUCUUCUUCAAAGACUCAUUCUCAUUAGUCGAUUAUUCUUUCCUUUGUAUAUGUCGAACUUUUUCAUUAUUUAUUCCCACUCUCCCUUUUCAUGUAAAGGCUUUCUUUUUCUACUAUACUCUUUCUCUUCUUCCUAUACUAACUUUCCAUUCCUCCUCGUUUCAUCAUUUUUUAUUUCCAUUCUCUCUUUUUUUUUUCUUUUUUUUUUUCAAACAUUACCCCUUUAUUUGUAAUUUAAAAAAGCGAGUUUCUUAA
This is a messenger RNA of Acanthosepion pharaonis, 1053 nucleotides long. The record is from the annotation of a GenBank genome assembly. NCBI's taxonomy places the organism in Eukaryota, Metazoa, Mollusca, Cephalopoda, Sepiida, Sepiidae.